This is a messenger RNA of Saccharomycodes ludwigii, 2112 nucleotides long. RefSeq names its product auxilin-like protein SWA2 (gene SWA2). The transcript has a single exon. NCBI's taxonomy places the organism in Eukaryota, Fungi, Ascomycota, Saccharomycetes, Saccharomycodales, Saccharomycodaceae. The record is from RefSeq and is a predicted model, not a curated record. The coding region runs from base 1 to 2112 and encodes 703 amino acids. Gene Ontology annotation, molecular function: protein binding.
AUGUCUGCUGAUCCAUUUUCUGAUUUACUAAAUUCAUUCAAGGACCAACAUAACACUGUAACCAUCACUGACAACGAUAAAAACAACAGUAGCGACAUCAAUAGCAAAUCUUUAAACCAUUUAUUAAAACAAAAAGAGCUUCCUAAUAAAAAUACACCUGUCCAGACUAAUACACUUGCUGAAACUUCUACUAAUGUCACCAAUACCGUUGAUCUAUUAGACGACUUCUUUGGUUCCAGUUCUAAUACCAAUAUAUCUACUUCUACCAAAAACAACAACCAAACAAAUAAUGAUAGUGGGUCAGAUUUGUUAGAAGAUUUUUUAGGACCACAAGAAACUAGCCCUAAUAAUAACGCUAAAUCACUACAACCAGAGCACAUGAAGGAAGAGUAUGUGGAAACAAAAGAAAAAGAACAAGAACAAGAACAAGAAAAUAUUGCUGAUGAAGUUAAAGACUUUGAAUUAGCAAGGCUAAUGUCCAUAAAUGAUAUGUCACUGAAUAAGGCGUUGGAAUAUUAUGAAAACGGUAUAACUUAUGAUGUUUUAAUGAAAAAAUUAAAACCAACUUAUCCUACCCGUACUAAAACUAGUAACACCUUGAGUAGUGGUGUCAACAAUGAUGCUGUCCCCCCGUCUAUAAUUGAAGAAACUUCUUCAAAUCUAUUUAAUAUUGCAUCAUCUUUGUUUAACAAAGGUAAAAACCUGAUCGAACAGUCAUUAAAUUUUGAGGAUGAAAAUGAAAGGUACAAUAAUAAUUCUCGUGAUACUGCCAAUGUUAAUAGUUUUGCCAAAUUGCAUAUUAAUAGUAAUAUUAAUAGUAGGUUGGAUGCCUUGAAACAAAAUUUCGAUGAUUCGUCUGUACUUACGAGCAAUACCAACAGGCCUAUUAGAAUGGGAGAAAAAAGCAAGCACUUAUAUGUUGAAAAUAAUAAAAAUAAUCAAGCAAAUUCCGACACUACUACUAUUGAUAAUUUUAAUAGCACUUUGCUAAUCGAUAGAGAUGAUAAUAUAUCGUCAGAAAUCAGUUCUGAUAACAUUAAACGUAAUAACCUUACAGAAAAAUCAACUUCGCAACAACCGCUGCCUGCUUCUUCAGAAUCGAAUAUUUUACUAGAUUUUUCUAAUGAUUCUUUUGAACAGACUUCACUACAUCAAGGCAAUAAUAUCAAAUCUAACCAUAACCAACCUUAUAUUUCAGACCUAGAAUACGCUAGUUAUACCGAAUUUAAAGAAAAGGCAGCAAUAGCAUUCAAAAACGGAGAUUAUACUGAAUCUUUAAAUGAUUAUAUAAAAUCCUUGAACUCAUUACCUGAAAAUCACCCAUUACGUAUUAUUUCAUUAUCUAAUAUAGUAACCACAAGAUUGAAAUUGGGUGAAACGUCCAAAAGUUUGGAAAAUGCGAAUGCAGCUUUAAAGUUACUUGAGUUGCACUAUGGCAAUGCAACUGCUUCACCUGAAGAAACAAUACCCAAAAGUGAUGGGAAAAGGUAUAAAGAUAUGUGGGGGAAGAUUGUUUUUAGAAAAGCGGAAAUUUUAGAAAGUAUGGAUAACUAUAAAGCUGCAUAUGACCUGUAUAAAACUUUGGUUAGCACUGGUAUUACAGAUUUAAAAAUUAUGCAAGGUAAAUCCAGAUGUGAAAAAGUUGUAUUACCACAAAAUAAAACAGUUCUCUCGUCUAAAAACCCUAAAUUAAAAGCAUCUACUGGUCUAAACCCUUCUGUUACAAACAGUAAUUCUUUUGGCCGCAAUGAAAAUUUAAAAAGAGUUCAAGAUAAAAAUUUUCGUUUAGAACAAUUAGAAAGGGAAAAUUUCCAAUUGCAUGAUCAGAUUGAACAACAAGUUCAAGACUGGUGUAAAGGCCAUGAAACUGAUUUACGUUACUUACUGCUAACAUUAUCAAAAGUUUUGCAAUUUAGUUCAUGGCCUGAAAUUAAGGGAACUGAUUUGGUGAUGCCCAAGAGGGUUAAAAUUUACUAUUUAAAAGCCAUUUCUAAAACUCAUCCAGAUAAACUUAACGACUCACUAUCUACUAAAGAUAAAAUGCUAGCAUCAAGUAUUUUUAUUGUAUUAACAAAGUCAUGGGAACUUUUCAAACAGGACAACAAUUUGUAA